Messenger RNA from Anopheles moucheti, 4405 nucleotides. RefSeq lists its product as uncharacterized. Bases 7 to 2982 code for a protein of 991 amino acids. The record is from RefSeq and is a predicted model, not a curated record. Gene Ontology annotation, molecular function: chromatin DNA binding. The transcript has 2 exons. Gene Ontology annotation, biological process: nuclear envelope organization; negative regulation of BMP signaling pathway. Gene Ontology annotation, cellular component: nuclear inner membrane. NCBI's taxonomy places the organism in Eukaryota, Metazoa, Arthropoda, Insecta, Diptera, Culicidae.
CGCAUCAUGGACAAUCUGGACCAGCUCGCCGACGACGAGCUGCGACUUCGGCUGGUGCAAUACGGCUUUCCGAACCUUCCGGUAACGACGACCACGCGCAAAAUAUUGAUCAAAAAGCUUCGGCACCAUAUCGAUUCCGAGAAUCAGAAGCUGCGCCGGGAAUCGUCGAAGGCGGCACGAUACAGUUCUGGGGAGGAAUCGGACGGUAAUGAUGGGCGGAAGACUGCGACGGCCGCACAGCGCAAAAUGUACGCCGCCAACACGGUGCGAAGUCAACGGGCUACCGUAGCAUCUCCGACCGGAGUGAGAAGUUCCGUAUCGAUGCCUCCACCUCCGCCGACGAACGUCGUCCGGUCGAGUAUGACGCGCGUUCCAAUAAGCAUAUCAUCAGUAGCAUCAUCAGCGUCUACGCCGCAUAGUGUUAGCAGCAGUAGCAAUAAUAAUUUUGUAGGAGCGAACGGUGCCGGACCAAAUCAUCAUCGUAGCAAUAAGAACUCAUCCCAUUCGUCACCCGUUGGCAGCACAGUAUACAUCUCGCCGCUGAUCGUACAUGACAGCGAAGAGGAGGACUAUUUACCAACGCUACGUACGGGUGCGAGAGGUGCUGGUGACCCAUUAUUACGAAGCCUUGGCAGUACAUCGUCGACGCCUACUUCGCACAGUUCGCUGUUCCGCAAGACGGCUCUAGCAACCGGCAACAUAACACCACCGUCUGCCAACAGCAGCAUGUACAGCAACAUCGGUGGAAGUGCGGACAACAGUAGCAGCGGCGGUGGGAGUGGUCUUCUGAACGACUCCAACGGAUCGAACGGUGCCGGUACGAGUGAUUUGCCGUACGUGAGCGAGUAUACGAAGCGAUUGAUGCAGCUGCGCGGGGAAACGGUUUCACAGGAGAACUACAACAGUGCCGUCGGUGGCAUCAUAGGACGCCGAAGUAUGAAUAACAAUGUACCGCCCUCUCAACGAUACAGUGCCGCUGCCAGUCAUCUGCAUUCGAUACGAACGAACCAUCAACAACUACCAUCGGCAUCUGCAGGAGGAGGUGGAAUUCUUCACCAUCCGAUGCGCACAGGUCAUCCGCAUCCGUUGAACAAUAAAAACACCCCGGGUACGACGUCAUCUCCUUUGGCUAACUCUGGUUCAAUAAUCGCUGGCAAUCACAUCCGCCAGCGAUACAGUCGCCUAUCGGGAACGAAUGAGUUCAACGAAAACGACAUUGUAACACACGCACAACCUGCACCGGAACCACCCGGCAUCCCGUUCCGAGUAGCGAUAGGCAACUUCAUCACUCGACUGGACGAGCAUUACGGUUUCAAGCAAACGUUCAUCCCCUGUGCUUUGCUGGGCCUGUUGGGAGUGUUUCUCUUUUCGGUGAUAUUCAUGUACUUGACCAUCAGCACCGAUCUGGCCAGUACGUUAAACUCGAUCGACACGCGGUACGAAGUAUGCGAGGAUGACGUUCAUGGGCUGGCUGCCACCAGCUGCGUCUUUGCCACGGACGUUGAACCCGCCCUUGAGCUAUUAAAGCUAAUCGGCAGCGAACUGAAAGCACGCGUCGAACAGCAUCAUUGCCAACGGGACGAUAAAUCACCCGUUUCCGGGCUGAUGUCCGCCGGGGAGGUCCUCAAAUAUGCUAAGGAACACUCACCAUCCGUUCUGAUACCGCAACUAUCGCGACACCUGCACGCAAUGGAGUAUCUCAUCGACCGUAAUCCUCAAUGGCACAUUAACCAUUGCGAUGCAGGCGGAGAGCCGAUAACGUACGAGGGUGUGCUGGACAGGCGAUCUACACGCUCGAAUCACUUCACCAUUCUCAACCCGAAGUUACCCUUCACGUGUACGCUGUACAACAAGUUCCAGAAGUUCUUCGUGAUCGUUGGUGGAUUGGCGCUGGUGGCGAUCCUUGUGUUCGCCGGGAACUACUUCCUGAAGUUCGUGUUGUACGUGAAACAGAAGCGCCGUGAUCAGGUAAAUCGAUUAAUCAGUGAAAUAAUACAUGCGGUUAGCCAGGCGGCAGCGAAUGCUUCCGAAGCGGCGAACAAGGAUGGAACAAUCGGAGCGCAACAGGCGGGCGUCGUUAUCAACCAUCUACGGGAUCGGCUGUUGGGGAUGCCAAAUCGGCGCAAGCUUACAUGGGCGUGGAACGAAGCGCUCGGUUUUUUGGAACAGCAUGAAAGUCGCAUCGCGUUCGAGGUCGCUACGAUAGGUGGCGAAGACUUCAAGAUAAUGCGCUGGAUUGAUAGUGUGCCGUUGGUAAGCGGAGGAGGAGCGGGUAGCCCUGGAGCUUCCCGGUUGGGAGGUGGAUCUACCGGCGGUAGCACCACGGCCAAGAAGUGGCAAGGUCCGGCGUUCGAUAAUAGCAACAAGAUACAUGAUCCGCCGACACCUUGCCUCAAAAUUCGACAAAUGUUCGACAAGUACGAGGUGAACGAUCCAAACCUGAAGACGAUCGUGCAGGACGCUAUUCUGGAGAAGUUGGGCGGUCGUUGCAAGAUCUACGACAUUCAGCUCGACCGAAGUAGCUGCUGCGUGUACGUGCGAUGUGCCUCGGCGAAAGAUGCCGGCAUUGUGCAUGACGAGAUCAAUGGUUGGUGGUUCGACAAUCGGCUGGUGUCGAUCAAGUUCCUGCGGCUGGAACGGUACCUACAGCGUUUCCCGCGCUCGCUAGCCGGACCGGCCUGUCUGAAGCCAUCGAACAAGAACAACUCGUCCAUGAGUCAUCAAUUGGCGCUCAACAGUAACAACGGUGGUCCGGCUGGACGUUACGCGAGUAACGGUAGCAGAGGCGGCAAUCGAGAUGAUCUCGACACCGAUCCCGAAGAGUACGACGAAGGCGAAGGUGAGGAGGACGGCGAAGAGGAAGAGGAUGAAGAGGAGCUGGUAGCAGCGGCAGCUAGAGCCGGGACUAACACUCGUCACAGUGCCUCCGGUGUCGGGCGGCGUUCUGGACAGCGACACGAAGAUGAGGAAAACAACGAGUAGAGUACGGAACCUUCCUUCCUGCCUUACGGAAGAUAUUAAUCAUCACUAACACAAAUAAUACGCGCAUACGGAUUCGGUUUGAGGUGUAUUGGACAGGCCGUGUGCUGAAGAGGUGACAGAAGGACGUACUGGGAACUUAUUCCCUGUUCUUCUUGCUUAUCGUACCGCUCACACUCACCUCACCUCUUCUGUACUUGUCCCACACACAGCUUCCGAUGGGAUUUUUUGCCAUUUAUAUCAUUUAUUGCCUACCCUGAAUCCCGUUUUAUAUGUUACGAGUUUUUUGUUCACACUCACAUUUUUCUUUACCUAACUACAUAGAGAGCGUUUCGCGCAAGAGCUAAAUACUGUUUGGAUUGUUAUUUUCAAAAAAUAAAGUCUCCAAAAUCAACAAAAGGAACCUUUCCGGCUUUUCGCGACAUUCACAACUUCACGUGAAGAAACGCAGCUUGGAAGGAGCUUGAUAAAUUACGUUAUGGUACUGUAGUAAAGGGAGAUUGUUUUUAAUAGCCAUAAGAAAAGAAAAUGAUGAUUUUGGAGAAUGUGUGGCUAAUAGGUAGGCUAGUUGAAUCAAGAAUCUUGGAGCAAUGAAAGCACCAGAAGACAAAUGAUGGAGAUUAUACACACGCGUAUAGACGGCAGCCACAGCAAAAGGAAAGAAGACUCGUCAAUCUCAGCGAGCGGAGUAGAGCGAGCUCGAGAACUCAUCGUUGACUCUUGCGCUUGAUAGUAGUAGAAGGGUUUAUGUUUUGUGUUUCUUCUGACGAGCUUAAACAACUGGGGCAGGUGGAUGGGCACGGAGGCAAAGGAUACUGUAAUAUCUGUUAGAAUUGCCGUAAGCAUGAGGACGGCGCGUGUCCUGCUAAUCUUAACGAGCAAGAGAAGCGUGGUUAGCGAGCGGUUUUGUUGAUUAAUGAUUACAGAUUUAUAUACACAACAGGUAUACAAAAUUAUACGUUCUGUUUGUUUUGCCAGCGCUAACGAAUAACCCCUGCUAGGUGUUGUUUUAACGUAUUUUUAGAGCAAGCGAAGAGAAGUGGGUAAUCUAACGAAAACUAAUUGCAAAUCGAAAGUGGAUAUUUAAGCGAACUUACAAUACACACCACAAUCAUACAUAUUACGAAGAAGGCUAAAUUGAGAGGUUCACUUGUUUGCCCACGAACAUUUUAUGAGACUCUGUCUGUACGAAGCACUAAAAAUAAACCUCCGGUAAUUGAUUUCAUACGAUUCGGUGCAAUUUUCCUGUUAGAAUUUUAAACUCUCAACCGAAGGAAUCAGCGCACAAUACGCUCAACAGUUUGGCGAAGGAUUAGCAUAAAGGAUGUUAGUGACGUAAUUGAGUUGUACGGUAACGUUCGGUCCAAAACGUAUCAAGAGUGUUAAGGGACCCCAACGGUAUGAACCGCCAUGUCUCCCCUUUAAG